This is a messenger RNA of Colletotrichum spaethianum, 714 nucleotides long. Its product is annotated as vacuolar protein sorting-associated protein 26. Bases 1 to 714 code for a protein of 237 amino acids. The record is from RefSeq and is a predicted model, not a curated record. Lineage: Eukaryota; Fungi; Ascomycota; Sordariomycetes; Glomerellales; Glomerellaceae. Gene Ontology annotation, molecular function: GTP binding; GTPase activity. The transcript has 3 exons.
AUGGACGGAUCCGGCGGUGCCCCGAAGCCGAGCAGCAGCGUCAAGCUGGUCCUGCUCGGUGAAGCUGCAGUGGGAAAGUCGUCGCUUGUUCUGCGCUUCGUCAACAACGAUUUCCAAGAAAACAAGGAGCCAACUAUCGGAGCCGCCUUCCUGACACAAAAGUGCAACCUGCCGACCCGAACGAUCAAGUUCGAGAUCUGGGAUACCGCCGGCCAGGAGCGCUUCGCCUCUCUGGCGCCCAUGUACUACCGCAACGCCCAAGCCGCCCUCGUCGUCUACGACCUCACGAAGCCGACGUCACUGAUCAAGGCCAAGCACUGGGUGGCGGAACUCCAACGACAAGCCUCGCCUGGCAUAGUCAUUGCCCUCGUCGGCAACAAGCUCGAUUUGACAAACAACGCCGAAUCCGGCUCCGCCGGCGACAAUGAGGAGGCCGAUGCGGAGGACUCGGGCGACGCUAGGAAGGUCUCGACAGAUGAGGCCAAGACGUACGCCGAGGAGGAGAGCCUGCUCUUCUUCGAGACAAGUGCCAAGACGGGUCACAACGUCACCGAGGUCUUCACGGCGAUCGCCAACGCCAUCCCGGAGACGUCUCUGAAGAGCGCACGGGGUCCGGGCGCAUCGCACGCCGUGAGCCGGGGCGGAGAGGACCAGCAGCGGGUCAGCCUGACGGGCUCUAGGGACGCCGGGGCGAAGGAGGGAUGCGCUUGCUGA